AUGGAGCCCUUGAAGCCUCUUCCCAAUCCACCGAAAUCGGCAAAGAGUAUGGGAUCGCCUAAUAAAACAAAGUCUAAGUCCAGCGUUCCUGAUGAGGAUGAUGACUUUGAGUUCUUCCACGAGUUUGAACGUGAUAAAGUGAAGGACCUGAUUCACAACAUCACUCUGGAAAUAAAGAAAACGGGUAUUGAUAUCGAAUAUCUUUUCCUUCCUUUUCGUCCCGAGCAGACAAAUGAAAAGUUAUUAAAGUUUUUGAAUUCAAUAUUUCCUCUAGGGAAUGGAUCAACUGUUUCACGAGACAAGCAAGUAAAGAUUAUAAGCAAAACAGAUCCUUGGACUAUCUUUCAAGCACUAAAGUAUAUUUGGAGUAGGCUGCCAAAUGGUGAGGUAAUUGGAUGGGAAGCAUAUAAAGCAUUCAAGACUAAAGAGGAAAAAGAUGGAUAUUCAAAUAGAUCAUUUCUCGAUUUGAUGCCCAAAUGUCUUUCGUCUCCAGACCAUGCCUCUAUUGUUUAUGACUUUUUUGAUUUGAUUGUAACCAUGGCAUCUAAUUCGAAACAUAAUAAAAUGAGUGCUCGUAAGAUAUCCAAGAUGUUCGGGAUUUGGGCGUUCGGGAAGGAGCACUCUACAAAAAGCGCCGAUUAUGAUUUUGAUCAACUUAGUAAUCAAGACAAUAAUUCAUUCACUGAAGGAUUGGAUCAGUGGCUACCUGCAUCUGAUGCCAUGUUCCACCUUCUACUCUCGUUCAUCAGAAGCUUUGUUCCAAACGAUUUAAAAAGUGCAAAUAUUCCACUAGUACUAAAGAGCAUUUUAUUCAAUAAUGAAUAUCCACCCAAAGAGUCAACGGCAUAUUCCUCAGAGACAAUACUUACAGUGCCUCUUGUUAGCUUGAAAACCACUACAUUUUCGAAGAAACCUUGGCAACUAGUUGAAAGAUGCAAUGAGCUAUUCGAUUUUUCUGAUUAUGAUGCUUUCAAAGCUCGCGAAGAUUAUGCACUGCUAAAGUCAUUGUUCAAGAAAAAGAAUAAUAUUGAGGGAAUAAGUCAUAAGAUGUCUCAUGAAUCCAAAAGACUGAUGAAGGCAAUGUCAACCAAGCAUUCAACAUUCCAGGCGGGUUGGGCAAAAAGGAAGUGCCUGCCGUCGGAGCAUAAAAAUACCAAGAAGUCGGAGUACCUCGAAAUGAAAAGGGUUGAGAUUGACGAUUAUUUUAUUUGGGCAUGGCUGUCAACCUUAUCGUACGAGCAAACGUCUCAAAAAAGGAAAAUAUUCGGAAGGUCUUUGAUAUUGGAAUUUGAGUUCGACGGGUUCAAAAAGUGGGUUAUUUUGGAGGAAUGCGAUCUAAACCUUGAUAUGAAAAAGCAUCGCAAGAUGGAUACUGUAGACUUCAUUGACAAAACAUCCGCAAUUCCGGAGAGAUCGAGCCUCAGAAAUAUUACACCGAUGUAUGAAAAAUUCCAAAGAGCAAGUUUGGAUACCGGGCGGGAGUCUGUACCGAAAAUCGGGCAAGAAUCUAACCAAUCUCCAGCGCUAGAGAAAGAGCCUUAUGCAUAUCACACUGUAAUUGAUCCUCACAAUUUUCAUCGUGACAAAAAUAAAGCAAACGUGAGUCUCCAUUCGAUAGAGCAGAAAAUUUCGAAGUGGAACCCUUUGAAUUCUAUCAGAAAGAGAAGCAGUGGCAGCAAUUCAUCUGGUAGUGCGGGUACGUCAUCGCUUCGUAUUAAUUCUUUUAGCCACGAUGAAGUCACGCCUAAGACCUUUUCGUCUGAUUCAACAGCAAGCAAAAUACCCAAUGUGUCUAAUAGACAACAACAUGAAAGCCGCGUUUUGAGUGACUAUAGCCUUUUGAAACCAGAAAAGUUUAAGUUACCUGCAAUCGAAAAGGAUGAUUUUAAAAUUGACUUGCCACAGCUGGAUCAAGAAGUAUCUGCGACUGAUUCUUGUCCAUUGGAUUCUCUUGACAAUCCUUCUAAAAAUCAUUCUCCGAUAAGGAACUCUCAAAUUGGGCUUGACUAUUCUUCAAGAAGCUUAUCUCCUGUAAGGGAUCCCAGAUUGUCAUAUCAUUCACCCGAAAGAUCUUCUCAUGAAGAUUUUCAGACUUCAUUCAGAAGUCGUUCGCCUGUGAGGGGACAAGGUAAAAGUUUCGAGGAAACUUCGCGAAAUCAAUCUCCAGUCAAAAGCGCAAAAAGCGGCAUAGAAGACUUGAAUGAAAUGGUUGACGAGCUCACACAGCAAGUUAUAAAUGUCGAUAAGAAGCUAGCAGAUUCGACCACAAGUCUUGUAACAAACGAAGAGACAUUUGAAUCCUUGACCAUGUUUGAUAGAUACAAAGACAAGCCUAAGAAUGAUCAGCUAGAUGAUGGUAGUCACACUGAUCUUUUUGCAAACAGCUCAGCAUCAAGCGUUAUCCAGCCACUUAAACUAGAGAACAAGACUGGUAUAUCUGAUUCGUUUUCCAAGCCCCUGCCCCAGAUGCCAUCUCAAGCUUCAGCUUCAAAAGAAUCCCUCCCAUCAGACACGUCUCAAAAAGUCCCCACACGUGAGCAGAGCCCUCGCAUGCCACGCGAAAACAGCAUUUCACCACAAUUAUCAAGACCUUCACCACCUGUUGAAGUGAUGUCUCAAACCUCUCUUCAAGUUUCAGCUGAACAACAUCAACGCACAAUACUGCCACCUUCCAUGGCAGGUAAUAAUGACGUUCCUUAUAUGAACUCUCGACAAUAUACUGAGGCUCCAUCGCAUAUUCCUGGUGGGAGAGUGCCGCAUCUCGAGCUACAGCACGAUCGAUCACCAAAUGUAGAUAUGGUGGCUUUUGUAAGGAAUGAUCCUCAAAAAUCUCAGCCUUUUACCUCACCUAGGAAUAGGCCUCUAUCUCCGCAACGUUAUGAAAACAGCCCCAGAAUCGUAGGUGAAAGGAAGCGGGAGAGUUUGGAAGCACCAGAAGUGGCUCAUCUUACCCAUUCUUCCUACAAAGGGGGCAAAUAUCGUACCAGCGGACCACCACAUCCUAUCAAGGCUAAUCAUGCAAGCUAUCCAGCAUCUCCCCCAUCUCGCAAUGGACAGGGCGGUAGCGAUGGAAAGAACGGCACUUUGAAUAAUGGCUCGCAUGAAAAUUCCUCGGUCGAUUAUGUCCAUCAAAAUCAGUUUAGCAGUGACAUUCGUCCUCCUCAAGAUUAUAACCGCAAUAAAGGAGUAAGUGGAUCACACUUACCCACGAACGCAGCAGUACCCCAUAAACCACAAACUAUUGGUCAUUCGACUGCGAUGAAAGCCGCCGAGCCGUCAGAUUACUCAUCACGUUCCCCAAAUCCUUCGUUUGAUCCUCAACCACAUGCUCCAAGUAUCUAUCAUGCGCAGCCACGAGAUACGGCGCGCGCUUAUGGCACGCCACAGCGCGGAGGGUAUAGCCAAGGACGUCCUACCCAGUGUCCACCAUACAGUAGAGUGCAACAAAACCCUCAGCAGUCAGCACAUCAGCCAUCACAACCAAUUUACCCAUACCCCCCGCAAGGUCAAUACCCUCCGCAAGGGCAAUACCCUCCGCAAGGACAAUACCCUCCACAAGGGCAAUACCCUCCACAAGGGCAAUACCCUCCACAAGGGCAAUACCCUCCGCAAGGGCAAUACCCUCCGCAAGGGCAAUACCCUCCGCAAGGGCAAUACCCUCCACAAGGGCAAUACCCUCCACAAGGGCAAUACCCUCCGCAAGGGCAAUAUCCCCCACCAUCAAUGCAUAAUCAAAACUUCAAGCCACCUGGUACACCAAUGGUACCCAACUCAGGAUACAAAAGGCCUGGCCAAAUGCAUGCUGCUGGCCCACAAAUUACUGCACCUGGCAUGCCACACACAAACAAGCUACAUGGAGGAAAUGCAAGUAAGAACAAGGACAGAAAAAUGCUGUACAAUACAAUCAAGAAUGGCGAUUUUGGUAUCUAA
Messenger RNA from Lachancea fermentati, 3930 nucleotides. The record is from the annotation of a GenBank genome assembly. NCBI's taxonomy places the organism in Eukaryota, Fungi, Ascomycota, Saccharomycetes, Saccharomycetales, Saccharomycetaceae.